Messenger RNA from Plasmodium cynomolgi strain B, 519 nucleotides. RefSeq lists its product as hypothetical. Lineage: Eukaryota; Apicomplexa; Aconoidasida; Haemosporida; Plasmodiidae. The coding region runs from base 1 to 519 and encodes 172 amino acids. The record is from RefSeq and is a predicted model, not a curated record. Gene Ontology annotation, biological process: positive regulation of ATP-dependent activity. The transcript has a single exon. Gene Ontology annotation, molecular function: ferrous iron binding; ATPase activator activity.
AUGGAAAAUGCGCCAAGCAGUAACCCCUAUUCCAUUUUGAACGUAGAACCAAAUUGCAACAUAGAAACUGCGAAGAGGCAAUUUAAAAAGUUGGCUAUAAUUUACCACCCAGAUAAGCUGAAGUAUCACCUAAAUAGGGAACGCAAGGGGGUGGAGGGGAAUGCAGAAAAUGGGACCAAUGCAAGCAUUGCUGUGGGAAUUACCCCAAUAAGUGAACAAAACGAAGGGGAUAAAAAAGCGGACAAAAAUACCGCCAAAAAAGACAAUGUCGACUUCGUCACCCUGGUUUGGGCAUAUGAACAAAUUUUGAGAGACAUCCAACAUGGCAGCAAAUCCGAAAAGUACGAAAACGCCCUAAACAUCAAAAAGGUGGACCUGCAAUAUAUUAGCGAGGAAAAUGCCUACAUUUACUUUUGUCGGUGCGGGGACUUUUUUCUGUUCUCGGAAAAUUUAUAUUGCGAGUAUUACAUUAUCUAUGCAUGUCAGAGUUGUUCCUGCUCGGUUUAUCUAACUCCCUAA